Coprinopsis cinerea okayama7#130 is the source of this 1488-nucleotide messenger RNA. RefSeq names its product sugar transporter STP1. Lineage: Eukaryota; Fungi; Basidiomycota; Agaricomycetes; Agaricales; Psathyrellaceae. The transcript is spliced from 19 exons. Gene Ontology annotation, molecular function: carbohydrate:proton symporter activity. Gene Ontology annotation, cellular component: membrane. Bases 1 to 1488 code for a protein of 495 amino acids. Gene Ontology annotation, biological process: carbohydrate transport; transmembrane transport. The record is from RefSeq and is a predicted model, not a curated record.
AUGACUUCCAAUAGGCGGCGGCAGUCUGUCUCUUCAGACACGGAGAGGCUCCUCGCCGAAGAGCAAGAACGCACACCAUUGCACAGUAGUCGCCAUGGUCGUCGCCGCCUGGUGGGCAAGCCGUUGCUCUACUCUAUCUCAGUUUUCAUUAGCUUGGGCGUUUUCCUGUUUGGCUAUGACCAAGGCGUUAUGAGCGGAAUCAUAACGGGGCCUUAUUUCCGGAAGUACUUCAACAAUCCUGGACCCAUCGAAAUUGGAACGAUGGUAGCGGUCUUGGAAAUCGGUGCAUUCGUGACUUCGCUGGCGUCUGGUCGCGUCGGCGACAUUAUCGGACGGAAGGGGACUCUAUACGCUGGAGCAAUUGUCUUCACCAUUGGAGGCCUCAUACAGACUUUUACCAUCGGCUUCUGGACAAUGGUUCUCGGACGGAUUGUCAGCGGGUUUGGGGUGGGCUUGCUCUCGACAAUUGUCCCUAUAUAUCAAAGCGAAAUCUCGCCCGCGGACAACAGAGGAGCUCUCGCCUGCGUGGAAUUCACGUUCAACAUCAUCGGGUACUCAUCGUCGGUCUGGUUGGAUUACUUCUGCUCCUUCAUUGACGGGGACUUGGCUUGGAGAAUACCCUUGGCCAUGCAGUCAGUCAUCGGAACAGUGCUCGCACUGGGUUGUUUUGCCAUCCCAGAGAGUCCGCGUUGGUUGAUUGAUACCUCGCAAGACUCUGAGGGCCUCAGAGUGAUUGCGGACCUUCAUGGAGGCGGGGAUACUAACCAUCCGCUUGUUCGCACCGAGUACGACGAAAUUCGUGAGAAGGUGCAUGAAGAGCGCAUGUCUGGAGAGAAGAGGUCCUACUCUGUCCUUUGGCGAAAAUACAGGAAACGUGUUCUUUUGGCGAUGUCGUCCCAAGCUUUUGCUCAAUUGAAUGGAAUAAAUGUCGUUUCGUAUUAUGCCCCUCGGAUCUUCGAAGAGGCCGGAUGGAUAGGAAGAGAUGCAAUCCUCAUGACAGGCAUUAACUCGAUCGUUUACGUUCUGAGCACAAUACCUCCGUGGGUCCUGGUCGACCGAUGGGGACGACGUCCGAUUCUCAUGUCCGGUGCCGUCGUCAUGGCUAUUGCGUUGAUGGCGACAGGAUGGUGGAUGUAUGUGGACGUCCCGGGGACUCCCAAAGCUGUGGUCAUCUGCAUCAUCAUCUUCAACGCGGCCUUUGGUUACAGUUGGGGACCUAUUCCAUGGCUUUAUCCCCCGGAGAUCAUGCCCCUGGCCUUCCGUGCCAAAGGCGUUUCGCUUUCAACUGCGACCAACUGGGUGUUUAACUAUAUCGUUGGGCAGGCGACGCCGUACCUCCAAGAAGUGAUCCAAUGGAGAUUGUACCCCAUGCACGGAUUGAUAUGCGUCUGCAGCCUGGUGUUGGUGUACUUCCUGUAUCCGGAGACGAGCGGCGUCCCAUUGGAAGAAAUGGACCAAGUGUUUGGAGAAGGUAAAUUUCCUCAGUAA